Molecule: messenger RNA, 1876 nt
Organism: Podarcis raffonei (Aeolian wall lizard)
Lineage: Eukaryota; Metazoa; Chordata; Lepidosauria; Squamata; Lacertidae
Product: veficolin-1-like
Exons: 9
Coding region: 351-1337 (328 amino acids)
Source: RefSeq, a predicted model, not a curated record
GGCAUUUUGAAAUGAAAAAUAGCCUUUUGAGACAGCCCAUAUAGCAGCUCCAGAGGCAGUUCUUGGGAAAUUCCCUAGAGGAAAUUCUGAAAUACUCGUUUGGUUUAUCAAAAAAGCAUGACUUUGGCAGAGAGAAAGCAGAAAACAGACAUUUCCUGUGGGAAUUUUGCUGAUAAGAGAGUAUUUCACAAGCAGACCCAGGAACACUGAUUGAUUACGCAACUGGGAGGACUUUGGUAUUCUCCGCCUCGUUCCGCCUGCUUGCGCAAUGGAAAGCAUUUAAGGGACAAAGUAGUCCUAGCUUUAAAAAGUGGCUGGAUGAGCACCGGAGGCGGCUGCCAAAGGACAAGAUGGCACCCUGGAUGAGCCUUUUCUUAACUCAGUUGACCUUCAUUGCUGCAUCUAUAAAGGGAGGCUUGGCAGAGGACCCAGAACCUAGCUGCUGUGCACAGCUAAAAGGGCUGUCUGAGUGUGGGCCAGACAAGAAAUUCUUUUUCCAAGGCCAGCCUGGGACUCCCGGGAUCCCUGGCAUACCAGGAACAAUUGGAUCACCUGGAGCUAAGGGAGAGCCUGGCCCUCCGGGGCCCCCUGGUGAGAAGGGCUCCCCUGGAGAGCAUGGAAAAGCUGGACCCAAAGGAGACACAGGAGAAGCUUGUGCUUCGGACUGCGGAGGCAGCUCCCAGCAACAAGGCCCAAGAGCCAAGAACUGCAAAGAGCUUCUAGACCAGGGCGAGACCCUAAGUGGGUGGUACACCAUCUUCCCCACAGCUAAGAAAACACUGGCUGUCUUCUGCGACAUGGAGACUGAUGGAGGAGGCUGGCUGGUGUUCCAGAGAAGACAGGAUGGAUCAGUAGAUUUCUACCGUGGCUGGGAGUCCUACAAGAGGGGGUUUGGGAACCGAGCAUCUGAGUUCUGGCUGGGCAACGACAACAUCCAUGUUCUCACUAGUUCGGGGACACACCAACUGAGGGUUGAUGCCGAGGACUUUGCCAAAGUCAAAACUUUUGCCCUGUAUACAAGCUUCAAAGUCCUGAGUGAAAAUGACAACUACACAUUGACCCUGGGCUCUUACUCCAGUGGUGACAUGGGAGAUUCUUUAUCUGUGCACGACAACAUGCCAUUUUCAACGCGGGACAAAGAUAAUGACAACAGUGUCUCCAGCUGCGCAGAAGUCUACACGGGUGCAUGGUGGUAUGGGGACUGUCAUCAUUCUAACCUCAAUGGGCUCUAUCUCAAAGGCGAACACAGCUCUUAUGCCAAUGGCAUCAACUGGGCUGCUGGGAAGGGUUAUCAUUACUCUUAUAAAUAUGUGGACAUGAAAAUAAGACCAGAGUAGGUAGCGAAGAAAAGAUCUAGUGUAGGCUGGGUGCUUUACAGCAGAGGGCCUGGGCACUACUUUAGCUUCAAUCUCUCGUGCAUUCUCCAAUUUUAACCUGUGAGGCAGCCUGAAUUAGGAGACAUCUCCACAAAGGUGACACCUGACUUAUCCUCCUUGCCCCAGUCUUGAUCCAAUAAGGUUAUCCAUAAGGACUAGGGGAGCAGGCACCUUCUGUAGCCUUAAGUCAGGGAUAGGGAAGGUGUGACUCUCCAGAUGUGGUUGGGAUUCCAAACUCCCUCCUAUCAGCCUCAGCCAGCAGUCAAGGAUGGUGGUUGUAGUCUAGUGACAGCUGGAGGGCCAUAGUUUCCUCAUUCCAGUCCAAACAAUCUUUAACUGUAAACAAGCACACAUAGUCCUACUUUAUAUUAGCUCCUGAAUCUACCCCUUCGGCAGAACAGCCGUUCCCCAUGCAUCCAAUAGCUGAUGUAGGUAGAAGAUUUGGAUACAAGAACUUGAUUUAAAGUAGGCCACGUUACUGAGGAUCUUGGUACAAGAAA